CUUUGAUAUAAUAGCAGCAAACUCUGAGACAGCCGAGUUGGGAGGUCCAAACAACUUGUCCUCCUCUGUGCUACAAGGGUUUACAUGCACAACAGUAAGAUCUUUAGGAAAGAGGCAAAUCAAGAAUCUGAUUAAAGCCUGUCGGAGAAAAGGGACAAACAAGGUUCCAUUGGUGGAGACUCAGCUGACCUGCAUGUACAACCAAAUCAAAGAAGAGUCAGAUGCCACCAGCUUUUCCCUCUAUCCUCCAGAUGUGUUGCUUUACUAUGAUUACUCUCUGGUGCCACGGAGCAGCUGCAGGUCUUAUUUUCAAGAGUUGGCUGAUGCCGACUUCUCCAUCUUUUCUUCAGCACUGACAUACAGACGGUCCUCUUUGUUUAAUAAUGCAAGGAACUGCUUGGGAAUAACUAGCACAAGUUUAACUGAGGAUAAUGUAUCAGUUUUGGGGAACAUGUGCUGCAUUCUUGAUGGCUCCUACAUCCAAAACUCUCAUCCAUCUAUACUGGAACAACUCAAGAACUGUCCAGAUCUCACUGUUGGUCAAUCAACUGCAGUUAUAACCCUUCUGACCAAUGGAAAUACACCUUAUGGAGAUCCUUCAACAUGGAGUGAACAAACUCUAAAAGACCUUGGGAUGCUAACUCUGCAUUUGACUUCAUCUUUCUAUCAGCGCUUUGAUCAGGACACAAAGCGUAACUUCUUGAAAUACUUUCUGAAAGUCUUUGGUAGAGUGAGCAGAGAACAGAGGAAGCAACUGAAGAAGGAGAUAAGACAGUCCAUCAAAAGUGAUUCAGACCAAACUGCAGAGUGCACAGUUGGAAUAAUCACUCAGGUCACAAUCAGUGACCCCACCUUCCCCUUUGACUAUAACAUCAACCAAUUCAACAACUGUCUGUCAGUUUCAACUGUCAAAGACAACUUGGAUGGCAUCACAGAAAAGGUGGAUGAGGUGGAAUACCUCAGGAUUGUUCUCCAGAAACUGCAAGAGGCUGACAACUCCAUCAUUCCAGAAGAUCAGGUUCAACUCCUCGGUGCAGCUUCUCGAGUUGCCACAGUUCAUGAUAUUCUUUCAUGGACCAUCAGUAAAAUCGACACGCUUGCUGCUUUGAUGGACUCUUCAAAUGGAGGCUGGGACCCAAACGUAGCUAAGGUUAUCAUCUCUAAGUAUCUGGCUGUUGGAGGAAACAAACUUAGCAGUGCAGAGCUGAAUGUUAUUGGGGGACCAAAUCUCUGCUCUCUAGAUGUGGACGUCAUCAGGACUAUUUCAUCACAAAACUUCAGAGAAGUUGACUCUCUGGACAUCUCUAGCUGCACUACUGACAAAAAGAAAGAGUUUUUCACUAUCUCAUUUGAAGCAUUCAACCUUACAACAAGCUCAGUUUCUGUUUUUCAGCUCAUACAACCAUACAUCGGAGGUGCAAAUGUUAAUUAUAUUCGUAGUUUGGUGGUCUCUGGUGUUAACAUGGACCUGGCCACCUUCACCAGUUUGGAUGAAAAAGUUGUGCUGAGUCUAACCGCAAGUGAAGUUAAAGGUCUGCUUGGCACCAGCCUCCCAGAUUUGAAGUCUUAUGAAAACCAAACUCUGGUGCAGACCUGGAUCAGAAGUCAAUACCAGUCGGAGCUUGACAUUCUAGGAUUGGACCUCCAAGGAGGCAAAGUAGACCCCUCAAUUCCUCCAUAUUACAGUUCUACAACACUAUCUACACCCACCAUUCUUUCUGAAAUGACCAUUCUUACAACUACAGGUGACUUCAAAGGACAGUGCCGAGGUAUCACAGCAAAUGAAUCAAAUACAUGUGUUGGAGUAAACAGCACAGAUCUUCAAGUCUUCCUCAACAGUGGAAAGAUGAGCAAACGCUUCUGUAACUUUUCUGUGGAAGAGUUUGCUUGUGCCUCUCUUUCAGCCUUAACAGCACAGGACCUGGUAGAGAUUAUGAAGUGUGAUCUGUCAUCAAACUCAAGUGGGUCCAUAUCGGCCUGGAAUCUUCUCUUCUGUAAAACUUCCGGGAUCCUGAAUGCAGCUCUGAAUCUUCUGACCACUGCAACAAUCAACCCCAACAAUCCUGCAGUGUCAGUGAUUUUGGACAGCAUACAAGCAAUCAGUCCAGAUCUUUUCAGCACAAACACACUGAAUAAUCUCACUGAGCUGCAGCUGUGGUUUAACGUUCGCCUUCGCCCAUUCUUGCCUGCUGUUUCCACCAACUUUCUCUCAAUUCUUGCAACAAAGGAUUUGCAGUGCAACUCCUACCAAUAUAUGUAAGCAAGACAACAAAUAUUAGUAGGGAAUAUACCUGAAAAUCUGACUAAUUAUUUAAUUAUGUCACAGUAUUAUAUGUUGUGUAUUCAUCGAAUGUCCUACUCAUGUGUUUUAAAAAAUAGCUUGCAAAUAUUGAGUGAAGUACAACCUCAGAUGACUCUUUCUAAGCAAGAAUCUGUGUACACACAAUUCAUCAAGAUCUACCUGAGCAGAAAGGAUACUGCAGCAACAUCACCAAAGUGCUACGACAGCAACAACCCAGAGCUGAACUCCACAGCCUGGUUUGCAGAGUACAUCGGCUCUUUCAUCACUUUUCUCACUGUGGUGGAUCUUCAGUCAUUUGGAUCUCAACAGG
This is a messenger RNA of Oryzias latipes (Japanese medaka), 2612 nucleotides long. RefSeq names its product mesothelin-like protein. Gene Ontology annotation, biological process: cell-matrix adhesion. Lineage: Eukaryota; Metazoa; Chordata; Actinopteri; Beloniformes; Adrianichthyidae. The record is from RefSeq and is a predicted model, not a curated record. Gene Ontology annotation, cellular component: cell surface.